Molecule: messenger RNA, 1639 nt
Organism: Trematosphaeria pertusa
Lineage: Eukaryota; Fungi; Ascomycota; Dothideomycetes; Pleosporales; Trematosphaeriaceae
Exons: 2
Coding region: 315-1553 (412 amino acids)
Source: RefSeq, a predicted model, not a curated record
GCGAACCAAUUGCUAGUGGCGAAGAUCAACUCCGGAUGGGGGCUGGGUAGGUGCUGCUGGGACGCCCCUGCAACGUCGUGAUACCUUCGCUUUGCUCGCUCUCGUACCGCUUUUUCAGCUUGCGGCUGUGAUGGCGGGUUUUAAUCUGCCCGCGAUGCCCUCCCUUUUUCUUUUCUCUUCUUCAUUGUGUUCCUGAAGUUGUUUCUUCGGCGUCACUUUCUCUUUCUUCCUGUCGCUCGUUCUGACUUUGUAUUUGAACUGUUGUUGUUAUUGUGUAAUAUCCGGCCAAGAUCGACGUGGUACUACUGCUCAGCAUGUCGUACUCCAGCGCUCUUAUUAGUGCUCUUGCUGUUCUCCCGUUGGCGAGGGGAAUCGCAUUUGGCGGACCAGCUCCUACGGCUACCAGUCCUGAUCGAGCGCUCGUUGGAUUGUCGCCGAAACCUACGAAAGGACCAUCGGUAGCUGAGUUGCGCAGACGGCAAUCGAGUCUCUUCCCAGAGACGUGCGGAUGGAUUGAUGGCGACUACUAUUCGGGCUUGACAUGCAGCUACGGGCGGACAUGUAUGCUCUAUACAGCCAGUGGGGUCGGCAUGGCCGGCUGCUGCGACGGCUCGGAUACCCAAGACUGCGGCUGGGUCAAUAGCUGCGUCGACUACGAUGCGUAUACGGCUGGCGGCUGCGACUCCGACUGCGAGCUCAACACCUUCGUGCGGAAGUGCUCCAACAGCCUGUAUCCUUACUGCCAUACCUGGACGUACCCGGGAGACAACGUACUGGAUUACGGAUGCACCGACCUCGACUAUCCCGUCGAAACCGUCCUGCAAACCGCGUCUGACACCCUCUCCGACACGACCUCGAUAUCUCUGCCCACUGUCGACGGCGACGCUGUUACCGGCUGGGACGGCUCGUCCGCAACCGGCGGCUCCGUAUUCACCACGACAGACAGCGACGGCUCCUCGUUCGAAACGUCGUUCCCGUCGUCCGGCGGCAGCUCCUCGAGCGGCGGGAGGAAGAAGAAGGUCAGCGUAGCCGUUAUUGCCGGCGCCGUAGUCGGCGCCCUGAUCCUGCUCUUCGUCAUCGGCGCCGUCAUCAUCUUCCUCUGCGUCAAGAAGAAGAAGGCCAAGCAGCUCGCCGCAAACCAACAAGCCGUAGCCGCAGCCCAGGCCUCGCGUCCUCAAUCCCAAUAUCCCCCGCAGCAGCCGCAGAUGAUGCAGCAGCAAAUGGCUCCGCCCAUGCCCCCGCAGACACCGCAGCCCCAGUACAACGCAGGCGGCUACUUCGCGCCACAAGGCCAGCAGGACCAAAAGCCCCAGGUCCACGAAUACGGCCUCCAAUCCCCUAUCUCGAAUCCUCCGACUCCAGCUCCCGCGUACGUGCAGCCGUACUACGCAGCACCGAACGCACCGCCGAUGCCGUCGCAGUCACCAGCGCCGUACCAGGCACGGGAGCCGACGCCCGGUGCGCACGAGGUGGACGCCAUAAGCGCGGUUCGUCCGCCGCCGGGGCAGGGCCAGAACGGCCCGGUGUACGAGAUCGGCCAUGGCAGGAGCUAGAUGGUAACGAGGCGACUACAGUUCGAAAGUCUUCAUCGUUCGUUUUUUUGCGAUUCCCCCGUUUUUCUUCGAACAUCUCUUUACUU